CAGCCACCCUGAUAUGCAGAUAUGGGAGAAGGAUGAACGCGGUCGGCCUCUUAGCAGCGGCAGCUAGGCCAUCUCGUCACAGGUGUUACCUACAUUGUCCCCUUGAAGCGCGCAGGGGUUGGAUGUAUGUUUUCAAGGCUGUAUGGAGCGAUUAUGGGCUAUUAUUAUUCUUAUUAUGGGAGGCCCCCGUUGUCGCCCACAGACAGCCGGAACCUGAAUAUAAUGCCUCUUGUUCGCAGACUCAGAUCCGUCGACAAUUCUUUCCCAUAUUCAGGUCCCGAUUAUUGUCGCCCUUGAACUUUACCUCUGAUCACGCAUGAAACCCUGUGGAUGCCAUGGCCGGAUCCGACUCGCCCAACCGCCCUCAGGUAGAAGCCAAUGCUUCACAAGCCGAACCCAUCAUCGCAUCACCCGCUGAAGAUGUCUCCCACGAACCAAGUGGUGCUGAUGUCAAGGCUUCUGCUGAAGCCUCCGUGACCCCCGUCCAGGAGGACAAGGACGAAAUCAUCCAGGUCAUCGCCGCCAGCCAGACGUCCUCGUCAGUCGACAUCGACAGCUCGGACCCAUUGAACUUUGGCCGCCAUCGACGCGACAAUGUCACCCGCAAGCAGAUGAAGAUCGAACAUCCCAAGGGGGACAAGAAAAAGCUCAAGAAGUAUUACACCCGCCAGAACGAGCUCAUUGACCGAUUCCUCGGCGCCGACGAUGAGGAACGUCUCGCCGUCGAGGAGGACAUCAGGAUGGGGCCCAGGAUCAAGUUUGCCGUCUACGGCUCCUUCGCGGUGAACUUCUGCCUCUUCAUCAUCCAGAUGUAUGCUGCCAUCUCCACCGGAUCCUUGUCGCUCUUUGCAACUGCAGCCGACGCGUUUAUGGACCUCGUAUCGUCCUUCGUAAUGCUCAUCACCUCCACGCUUGCUGCACGACCGAGUGUGUACAAGUACCCUGUCGGCCGCAAAAGGAUCGAGACGAUCGGCAUCAUCCUCUUCUGCGCAUUGAUGACUACCGUUGCUGUUCAGCUGCUUAUUGAAUCGGCUCGUACCCUCGGCAACGGCAAACACGACGCAGAACCACUGAAGAUCGUUCCUCUGACCUUUGUCGGCGUUGCCAUUUUCGCAAAGGCCACUCUGAUGAUCUACUGCUUCUUCUACCGCAUGUAUCCCUCGGUCCACGUCUUCUUCGUCGACCACCGGAACGACAUCGUGGUCAACCUCUUCGGUUUGAUCAUGUCCAUCGUCGGCGAUCGCUUCGUCUGGUAUCUGGAUCCGAUCGGCGCCAUGUGUAUCGCCUUGCUUAUCCUGUUCUCCUGGGCGUCCAACGCCUUCGAGCAGGUCUGGCUGCUGGUUGGCAAAUCCGCGCCGAGGGAGUUCAUCUCCAAGCUCAUCUACAUGACCAUGACUCACGACCCGCGGAUCGCCAAGGUAGACACGUGCCGAGCCUAUCACGCCGGCCAGAGCUACUACGUUGAAGUCGACAUCGUCAUGGACGAGGACCUGCCGCUCAAGACCACGCACGACGUCGGGCAGACGCUGCAGCGGAAGCUGGAGGGCCUGGCGGCUGUCGAGAGGGCCUUUGUGCACAUCGACUACGAGCACGAGCACGACAUCCACGAGGAGCACAAACCGCUCUACGAGAAGGACAAGAAGAAAAAGAGGACUCUCAAGGAGAUCCUGCUCUUCCGGAAGCCGGCGAUGGAGCAGGCCGAGGCGGCGGCGCAAUAAAUAAAAAAGACUUUGGGUUUCGGUGCUCGGGGUACGGUUCGGAAGGGGGCGUGUUUGCGUGUAAAAACAAGGUGAUGAGCAACAUGUACUGGCGUUUUUGGGAUUACGAGCGAGCGCAUCUACUAUGUAUAGACCUGGAUCGGGGGGGGGGCAACGGUGUAGUGUAGUAAACAG
Messenger RNA from Phialemonium atrogriseum, 1892 nucleotides. RefSeq names its product cation efflux family-domain-containing protein. Gene Ontology annotation, cellular component: membrane. NCBI's taxonomy places the organism in Eukaryota, Fungi, Ascomycota, Sordariomycetes, Cephalothecales, Cephalothecaceae. The transcript is spliced from 8 exons. The coding region runs from base 336 to 1718 and encodes 460 amino acids. Gene Ontology annotation, molecular function: monoatomic cation transmembrane transporter activity. The record is from RefSeq and is a predicted model, not a curated record. Gene Ontology annotation, biological process: monoatomic cation transport; transmembrane transport.